Molecule: messenger RNA, 1365 nt
Organism: Hydra vulgaris (swiftwater hydra)
Lineage: Eukaryota; Metazoa; Cnidaria; Hydrozoa; Anthoathecata; Hydridae
Source: RefSeq, a predicted model, not a curated record
ACGAGGUUAAUGAGUUUUUUAUACUCAUUCAAUAAUUUUUUAUAAAGUUUUGUUGUUCUUCUGACAACAUUAACCUAAUAUUAAAAACGUAAAUAUUAUUUUAACAUGAAUCGACGUUCUGAAAAAGUGAAAAAGAUAAGAUAUUGGGCUGCAUGUGUUGUCCAAGAAAAUGGCACAGAGUGGAAAACCAUUGUGCCCUGCCCAUGGGUUGAUACUUUAAAUCAGCAAAUCUUCUGGCCACUAAAUGAAUCUAAGUCUUUAGAUUUCUAUUUUAAACAACAUGAAUCGCCUGAGCUUACUUGGGUGACAUACCCAAUAGUGGAGUUUUUGCUUCACCAAGGCACUCACGAGGAAGCACAGGAGUUGGUUGAUUUUGCAACUACAGCUAAGAAUGUUUCAUCUUCUGAUGAUGGCAACGCAUUGCCAAAGAAACACACUCGGACUUUAAGUCCAGUUUUAGAAGUUAAGAAAUCAUACAAUAAGAAAGAGUCUUCUACUAAUGUAAAUUUAGAUAGAAAACACUUCAGAGAAGAGAAUCUUCCUGUCUUUGUAUCAUCAUCUUCUUUUUUAAGUUCAUCUAUGCAAAAAAUUAAGUAUACUAAUUCAAAGCAAGACAAAGAUAAAAAAGCAGCACACCCACACACCACACACCCUGCUUUAAUUGUAUCACCAUCUUCUGGUGGAACUAACAGAGAAGAACUUUUAGAAACCUCUCCUCUUUCAUGCUCUGCUAGCAAAAGUAGAUCAUCUCGUAAAACAUCCUUAAUUACUUUUGCUGAUGGUGGAGCCGGAUUCAAGGAGAUGACAAAUAAACAGUUUCAGUAUGUUAUGUUAAUGAAAAUGGAACAAUUAGAGGAUAACCAAAUCCAGAUUACAAAUUCAUUAGCAUCUCUAGUUGAUGGUGGUAAUGGUGAUGCAAGUGUUGUAGUGGAAGACAUGCAACCUAUGCUAUCAAUUGAAGAGUUCGACAUAGAGGAAAUAAAACUUCAAAAUAAAACAUACCGAGAUAAAAAGAAAAUAGCUAUAAAGACACUAGGAGGUAAGGAUUUGCGAGCAUCUGUAAGGCUUGCAUUAGAUGCUUUGAUGGCUCGUGACGUCCAAAACCUAUAUCCAAAACCUAGCAAGGAUGGAAUAUCCGGGAAAAAAGCAUUUUCAAAGACAAUGCAUUAUCGUUGCUUGCUCGGAGCGUUUCUGGAUCCUACAAAAAAAUUUACAAAGGAUAUAAUUGAUUUUAAUGUUGGAGACUUGCUCAAAAGAGCGAAGAUUCGAAAUAAAGCUGACAGUUUUAACAAAGAGAAUAAACAACCUAAUAAUUAAUGUUAUUUUGUUUUAAGAUUUUUGCGAAUAAAUAUUAAUAUAAUAUUA